Molecule: messenger RNA, 4246 nt
Organism: Myxocyprinus asiaticus (Chinese sucker)
Lineage: Eukaryota; Metazoa; Chordata; Actinopteri; Cypriniformes; Catostomidae
Gene: rasa1b
Product: RAS p21 protein activator (GTPase activating protein) 1b
Biological process (GO): regulation of GTPase activity
Molecular function (GO): protein binding
Source: RefSeq, a predicted model, not a curated record
GCGGGUUCACGCGAGGUGGGAGUGUUUGAGGGGCGCUAGACUUCACAACACAACUCUCAACAUAAACUAGCCAAAGGAAUAAAAGUGUAGUUGUGGGUUUCAGGAGGGGAAACCCUCCUGAACUUGGCCAGCUUUCCUUGUCAACUUGUCAGGGUGACAAUGAUGGCAACACAGGGUAGCAGCGAGGAGCCUGACCCCUUUUCGGUGGUGAACCAGAUGGCUGGAGCACCAGUAGACGGGACCACCCAGUUACCAGCCUGUCCUGGGCCGGGCAUCUGCAUAUCAGACCUGAGCCCAGCUCUGUCCCUCCAUACCACAGUUAUACCACCUAAACAGUCUCCUGAGGUCACAUACCUUGUCUUUGGGAGGGAUCCAAGACCUGGAACCGUCAUGUUUGCCUCAAAAGGAGGUGGUGUUGGUAGUGGACAUGUUACAUUGGGGUCUUUCUUAGGAGUGGGUAGGGGAAUGUUAGAUCCUCUACCUGAAGGAGCUGUCAGCAGGGAACCGUCUGCAUCCGUGAGUCCAGAGGUGGGUCUAGCAGCCCCUCUGUUUCCACUGCUGGGCAACGUUGAAGAAGGUGAUGCUUUGGAAGGGCCGGAAAUUGGAGAAGAGGAUGAAGUAGUGUUAACCCUUACAGCACCGCCUCCUAAUCAGUGGUACCAUGGAAAGCUGGACCGUAUGAUUGCAGAGGAGCGUUUACUUCAGACUCAAACGUCUGGCAGCUACCUCAUCAGGGAGAGUGAUCGCCGACCGGGCUCUUUUGUGUUGUCUUUCCUUAGCAAGUGCAACACGGUCAGCCAUUUCAGGAUCAUUGCCAUGUGUGCAGACUACUACAUUGGUGGCUGUCGUUUCUCCUCUCUGUCAGAUCUGAUUGGUUAUUACAGUUACGUGUCCUGCCUGCUGAAAGGAGAGAAGUUGUUAUCACCGGUGGCCCCUCCAGAGCCUGUCGAAGAUCGUAGGAGGGUGCGAGCAAUUCUACCAUACACCAAAGUGCCUGAAACUGAUGAAAUCAGUUUCUUCAAAGGCGACACUUUUAUAGUUCAUAAUGAACUAGAGGACGGCUGGCUGUGGGUGACAAAUGUCCGGACAGAUGAGCAGGGACUCAUAGUCGAGGACUUGGUGAAGGAAGUGGGGCGUGAGGAGGACCCUCAUGAAGGAAAAGUAUGGUUUCAUGGAAAAAUCAACAAGCAAGAAGCUUACAGGCUGCUGAUGACAGUUGGACAGGUGGGCAGUUUUUUAGUGCGGCCCUCUGAUAGCACACCUGGAGACUAUUCACUGUACUUCCGAACCACAGAGACCUUGAAUUGUGCUCAUACUUACAACCCAUACAGAUCGACUUCUUUUUUGGGCAGUAUUGAUGACAUCAUUGAACACUACAGGAAGGAACAGAUAGUUGAGGGUCACAACCUCAGAGGUGCUGUAUCUCUCCAGCAACAGGAGCAGCUGCUCUCUGACUCGGUGGAAGGCGAAGAAAUCUACAACAAUAUCCGUCAAAAGACCAAGGAUGCUUUCUAUAAAAACAUAGUGAAGAAAGGCUAUGUCUUGUUUAAUAAAGGAAAAGGCAAAAGAUGGAAAAAUCUGUAUUUCAUCCUGGAGGGCAGCGAUUCACAACUGAUCUACUUCGAGAGUGAGAAACGUGCAACAAAACCAAAGGGUUUAAUCGAUUUGAGCGUGUGCUCUGUAUAUGAGGUCCAUGACAGUAUGUUUGGCAGGCCAAUCUGUUUCCAGAUAGUUGUGCAGCACUUUAAUGAGGAGCAGUGUAUUUUUUACUUUGCAAGAGAGACUCCUGAACAAGCUCAGGACUGGAUGAAAUGUCUGCAAACCUUUUGCAAUAAUCUUAGAAAACCAAGCCAGCUAUGCUCAAACAAACGCCUACGUCAGGUCAGCAGUUUAUUUCUGAAUGUUGAGGAGGCUCACAAGCUGCCCAGUAAACAUUUCACAAACGUCUACUGCAACAUUUACCUGAACAGCAUUCAAGUAGCAAAGACCCAUCCACGAGAGGGCCAAAACCCCGUAUGGACAGAAGAAUUCAUUUUCGAUGACCUGUCCAGCGAAAUCAACAGAUUUGAAAUCAGUCUGAGCAACAAGAUGAAGAAAAGCAAAGAGAGUGAUAUUUUGUUCAUGUGCUGUCCGCUGUGCCAUCUUCAGAGGGGUCAGAUGAUUGACGAGUGGUUUCUCCUGAGCUCUCAUGUGCCCCUGAAGAAUGUGGAGCCCAGCUCACUCCGUCUGAGAGUGCGCUACUCUGUGGAAAAGAUUAUGCCCGUGGAGGUGUACAGUGAGUUAAAAGAGCUGGUUCUGCUGAAGGAGUUGCACAUGAUCAGUGCCCUGGCUCACGUGUGUGGACAGAACCGCACUCUCCUCGCCAGUGUUCUGCUCAGGAUAUUCAGACAUGAGAACCAGGAAGCUCAGCUGCUCAGAGCCCUCAAUGACCAAGACAUCAGCGCUGAAGAUGAAGCUACAACACUUUUCCGUGCCACCACGCUGGCCAGCACUCUGAUGGAGCAGUACAUGAAAGCCACGGCCACUCCAUUUGUUCACCAUGCACUUAAAGACACCAUCCUUAAGAUCAUGGAGUCCAGGCAGUCCUGUGAGCUCAAUCCCUCUAAACUGGAGAAGAACGAGGACUUGAACGUGAAUCUCGCUCACCUCUUGAGCAUUGUGUCCGAGUUGGUGGAGAAAAUAUUCACGGCUGCUGAAAUCCUUCCUCCGACUCUCAGGUUCAUUUAUGGGUGUUUACAGAAAUCUGUACAGCAGAAGUGGCCGAGAAACACGACCAUGAGAACUAGAGUAGUGAGUGGUUUUGUCUUCCUCAGACUGAUCUGUCCUGCUAUUGUCAAUCCAAGAAUUUUUAACAUCAUUGCUGACCCUCCUUCUCCCACGGCAUCCCGUACACUCACCUUAGUGGCCAAAGCCAUCCAGAAUCUGGCUAACCUGGUGGAAUUUGGAGCCAAAGAGCCGUACAUGGAAGGAGUGAAUCCAUUCAUCAAGAUUAACAAGCACCAAAUGAUCAUGUUUUUGGAUGAGCUUGGGAAUGUCCCUGAGCUGCCUGAACCCACAGAGCACUUUAACACUGAUCUGGCCCGUGACCUCGCCGCCCUACACCAGCUCUGUGUCACACAUUUAGAUGAACUGAGGACACUCAGCAGUGAGAGAGGAGCACAGCAGCACAUCUUGAAAAAACUCUUGGCAGUAUCUGAACUUCUGCAACAGACCAAAACUCAAUAUGCAAUACCCAACAGCAACCGAUAGACUAUUUCAGCUGCAUGAUUUCACAGCUCUACAUACAUUAAAUGACUGCUAUAAGACGUGCUACACAGUUCUCAAGUGUAUCAUUUUUGUUAAAAUCACAUGAUCUGUUGAUCUCACAGAGUUAAAGGGAUAGUUUGCCCAAAAUAGAAACAAUUAAAAAAUGUUCAACAUUUGCUCACCCUCAUGUUGUUCGUAUGAGUUUCUUUCUACAGUGGAACAGAAGGAGACGUAAGCCUCAGUCAACAUUCAUUUUCAUUGUAUGGAGAAAUAAUACAACGUGAAAGUGAAUGGUGACUAAGGAUAACAUUCUGCUUAACAUCUCUUUUUCUGUUCCACAGAAGAAAGAAAGUCAUACAAGUUUGUAACAACAUUAGGGUGAGUAAAUUAUGUCAGAAUUUUCCUUUUUGGGUGAAGUAUCCCUUUGAGCUAAAAAGAAAAUACUGUAUUAAGCAAGUGAAUUUCAGUCACUAGUGAAUGAAGUCAUUUCAGCCAUCCUCAGCUGUGUAAAGAGGUCAUAGUGACAUUAUCCGGGUGACAGAAGGGAUGUUUUCCAGUUUCAUAUCUACUGUAGGCUACUGUUUGCUUUCUGUCAAACACCAUUAUAGUGUUUGCUCUGAAAUGGCAAACAAAACAACACUUUCAUAAAAAUGCUGAAAAGUGGAUAAACCGAAGUGCGCGAAAAGAUCAAACAUGCCUUUUCAAUUGGCUCUCUGUCGGUUUUUUCUUACACUUUUAAACUGUAAGCAGAAAGCAUGUGAAUUUAUAUAUCCGUCCGAUAAAGCAAAGGAAGGUAUUUUGUAUUAAAACAGCUCUUGAAAACAAAGUGCAAUUUGUCUCUGAAUUUUUCUAGAAUGAUUUUCUGACAAUAUGCAUAACGAUAUGAGAGAGAUUACGCUAUCGACUAUGCAUGCACUCAUUUAAUACAUUUUUGUAAAAUACUUGCAAUGAUUGUUUUCUAAUAUAUAUGUAAUAUGUAAUAAAUCUAAAUAAUUUUCCA